UAUAGAGGGAGAGAGAGAGAGAGAGAGAGAGAGAGAGAGAGAGAGAGAGAGAGAAGAGUAAAAUGGUUGCUUCUAGUGCUUCAAGUGCUGCAGACUAGAAUGAAUGCCAGAAAGAACAUCCUAAGGAUAUUUUUAAACUUUAUCUUAACAUUGUAGAGGGGCUGGGCAUUAGUCAGUUAAUAUUGCCAGGAAGCACAAUCUCUUGCUCUACCAUGUCCAAACUAAUCUGUUUAAACAUCUUGAAAGCUAUGAUUUUAUUACCAGUGCUUUUGAACUUUGUGGGCUGAUUAUUUAUUCUUUGAAUUCAAGACAAAUGGAGGGAACAAAUUAAAUUCUAAUUUUCCACUUUGGGAAGUGGAGCUAAGAGCAAGUUCUUUUCCCCUCUAAAUGAAAGCUGCAACUAAAGUCCAUACUAUAUUAAUAAAUCAGUUAAGUAUUAAGAUUACUUCCUGUUUUUACUGUACUUAGUGGGGAAAUGAUGGAGGACCACUAGCUUAAAGAGAAAUAAUGUGUUAUAGGUUUCUACCAUGCCAGAUGAUAAUAAUCCUAGGAGCUAAAUACUAUCAUUACCCCUGUUUUACAGGUCAGGAAACAGAGGUACAUAAGUUGCCCAAGACAGCAGAUAGUAAGUGGCAGAUUAGAAUUCUAAUGUAGACAUUGUUGUUUUAAAAUCCAUGUUUGUAAUCACUAUGUUAUAUUGCCUCUGAGGUCAGAGAUGUCCCUUCUAGGUCUUUCUAUGUUAUUCUUUAUGCAUAUAUUGUGACAUAUUUUAAUUACUUUCUGCCAAAUUUUCUAGUCUGUGAGCUCCAUGAAGACAAGGGUUAUCUCUGUCUUAUAUGCCAUGUCCUUAUAUGUGUAUUUUAAAAAAUACAUAAAUGAAGAAGCAAUGAUGUUACUAACUAUAAUCGACUGAACUUAAGUAUUUACAAGAGUUGAGAAGAGAGUAUAUUUGCAAUUAGUCAAGAGAUGGCCUGAAUAAAAUAUCAUUUCUUCAGUUCAAGACAUUUUUAUAGAUUUUUCUUGUCAGGCAUUCAAACCAGUGAUAAUUAAGUGCACUACAUAGACCGAGUUUGGAUCCCAUUGGAAACAAACCAACAAUUAAAAACAUUGUUGGAAAAAACUGGGAAAACCAAGAAUAGACUGGGAAUAAAUUAUAUCAAGGAAUUAUUGCUAAAUGGGUUGAUUUUGAUAGUGGUACAGUAGUUAUAUUUUUAAAGUCCUUAUCUAUUACAGAUACUUAAUGAAGUAUUUAGAGUUAAAACUAUGAUGUCUGGGAUUUGCUUUAAAAUAUUCCGGAUGUAUUCAUGAAUUACUUCUUCAAAGAGAAAACAAUUUUUACUGAAAAAAUUCAUAGAGACACAUGGUGGCGCUGCAGGAUAAGAUGAAAACAGUGCAUGGACCUCACUGUGGACUCCAUUAUUCAAGGGAACAGAGAGCAGUCAACUCAUUCAAGAGAGGCAUUAAGGAGCUUCACUUUCAGAGCUGCCGGGAGGGCUCUGCACCCUCCGGGGUUUACUUAUUCUAAAAAAUCAGAGUUUAGGCUUCCAAAAUUAGGGCUAAACUUAAAUUUUUCCACAAAGGAGAUUGCUUGAAGGAACCAUGGCGAUCAGAGGAGCGCUCACUUUGCGGAAAAGGCAAGUUGCAAUUCUCUUUGUUUUGCUGGGAUUGUCUGAGGCAGGUCCUGACACUGUGCGCUAUUCUGUGGCAGAGGAAGCAGAAAUUGGCUCUUUUGUGGCCAAUCUGGCAAGGGAUCUGGGGCUUGGGGUGGAGGAGCUGUCCUCCCGGGAGGCCCGGAUAAUUUCUGAUGAUAAUGGCAGGCAUUUGCAUCUCAAUUUAUUGACUGGGGAUUUGCUCCUAAAUGAGAGACUAGACCGAGAGGAGCUGUGCGGCUCUGCAGAGCCCUGCGUGUUGCAUUUUCAGGUGUUAUUGCAAAACCCUUUAGAGUUUUUCCGGGCUGAGCUGCACAUCAAAGAUAUAAAUGAUCACUCCCCUACAUUCCUGGACAAGGAAAUACUUUUGAAAAUAUCAGAAGGUACCACUCUUGGAACGGCAUUCCCAAUGGAGAGUGCCCAAGAUUUGGACAUAGGAAGCAACAGUCUCCAAAACUAUACAAUUAGCCCCAAUUCUCAUUUCUACAUUAAAAUUCAAGACAGCGGUGAUGGAAAGAUAUACCCAGAACUGGUCCUAGACAGAAUGUUAGAUCACGAAAAGGAGCCUGAGCUCAGAUUAACACUUGUAGCACUGGAUGGUGGGUCCCCACCCAGGUCUGGGACAACAUUGGUCCUCAUCGAGGUCUUGGACAUCAAUGACAACUCCCCUGAGUUUCCACAGGGGCUCUAUGAGGUGCAGGUCCCAGAGGACACAGCCAUUGGCUCCUGGAUAAUCACCAUCUCUGCUAAGGACUUGGAUGCAGGACAUUAUGGGAAAAUAUCUUACAUAUUUUUCCAUGCAUCUGAAGAUAUUCGUAAGACAUUUGAAAUCAACCCAACAUCUGGUGAAGUUCGUUUGAUAUCUAGCUUGGACUUUGAAGUAAUACAGUCUUACACUGUAAAUAUUCAGGCAACAGAUGGUGGGGGGCUUUCGGAAAAAUGCACUCUUCUGAUUAAAGUAAUGGAUAUAAACGAUAACGCACCAGAAGUGACCAUGUCAUCAAUUACAAACAGAAUUCCAGAAAACGCGCCACAGACCUUUGUCGCUGUUUUUAGUAUUCGAGACCAAGACUCUGGGGACAAUGGAAGGAUGGUUUGCUCUAUUCAAGAUGAUCUCCCUUUUAUCCUGAAACCAACAUUUCAGAAUUUUUUCACUCUGGUUUCUGAAAAAGCAUUGGACAGAGAGAUGAGAGAGGAGUAUAACAUCACCAUCACGGUCACCGACUUGGGGACCCCCAGGCUGAAAACCCAGCACAACAUCACCCUGCUGGUGUCCGACGUCAACGACAACGCCCCCGCCUUCACCCAAACCGCCUACACCCUGUUCCUCCGCGAGAACAACAGCCCCGCCCUGCACAUCGGCAGCGUCAGCGCCACAGACAGGGACGCGGGCGCCAACGCCCAGCUCACCUACUCGCUGCUGCCGCCCCACGACCCGCGGCUGCCCCUGGCCUCGCUCGUGUCCAUCAACGCGGACAACGGCCACCUGUUCGCCCUGAGGGCGCUGGACUUCGAGGCGCUGCAGGCGUUCGAGUUCCGCGUGGGCGCCACGGACCGCGGGUCGCCCGCGCUGAGCAGCCAGGCGCUGGUGCGCGUGCAGGUGCUGGACGCCAACGACAACGCGCCCUUCGUGCUGUACCCGCUGCAGAACGGCUCUGCGCCCUGCACCGAGCUGGUGCCCAGGGCGGCCGAGCCGGGCUACCUGGUGAGCAAGGUGGUGGCGGUGGACGCAGACUCGGGCCAGAACGCCUGGCUGUCGUUCCAGCUGCUCAAGGCCACGGAGCCCGGGCUGUUCGGCGUGUGGGCGCACAAUGGCGAGGUGCGCACGGCGCGGCUGCUGAGCGAGCGCGACGCGGCCAAGCACAGGCUGCUGGUGCUGGUCAAGGACAAUGGCGAGCCCGCGCUGUCGGCCAGCGUCACGCUGCACGUGCUGCUGGUGGAUGGCUUCUCGCAGCCCUACCUGCCGCUGCCGGAAGUGGCGGCCGACCAGGCGCAGGCCGACCCGCUGACGGUCUACCUGGUCAUCGCGUUGGCGUCGGUGUCGUCGCUGUUCCUGUUCUCGGUGCUGGCGUUCAUCGCGGUGCGGCUGUGCAGGCGGAGCAGGGCCGCCUGGGUGGGUGGCUGUUCGGUGCCUGAGGGCCACCUUCCGGGCCACCUGGUGGACGUCAGCGGUACUGGGACCCUGUCCCAGAGCUACCAGUAUGAGGUGUGUCUGAUGGGAGGUACUGGGACAGAUGAGUUUAAAUUUCUGAAGCCAAUUGUUCCCAAUCUUCCAAUCCACGACACUGGUAGGAAUGUAGAGGAAAAUGAGAACUUUAGGAAUAGCUUUGGAUUCAACAUCCAAUAAAAUUUUUAUUUUAAACAUUUAGUCUUUCAUUAUUCUUGGCAAACUGGUAAUACUUUGCCAAUUUAUAGUGGAUAUCAUUUGUACAGUAGUUGCACGUAUUAAUCCUGAAGCUCUUGCAUUUUGCUUUACAAAUCUUUAUUAGUUUGUGUGUUUUCUGUUUGUUUGUUUUUUCAUUUAUUUUGUCAAAAAUGGCAUAUUGGGCUGGCGAGGUCGCUCAGUUGGUUAUAAAGUCAUCUUGAUACAUCAAGGUUGCGAGUUCAAUUCCUUUUUAGGACUCACACAAGUGUCAACCAAUGAAUGCAUAAAUAAGUGGAACAACAAAUAGACGUUUCUCUCUCAAAUCAAUUUUAAAAGUUGAAAAAUGGCAUGUUAAAGAAGUUAUUGCUCAUUUUUUGUGGUAAUAGUAUUGUUAUGCAAAACAAUGUCGUUGAUUAUUUGGAAUUGCAAUCUAAUAUGUUAAGAGUGAAUGCCACAAUAUAUGUAAUUUACUUCUAGACAUUUCGUUAAAGCGUAGCUAAAGCAAAUAUUUUAAAUGCUGCUGAAUCUGGGUGAAAAGAAAUCGGAUUUUAUCAUAUUAUUCUCGAAAAGUUUUCAUCAUAAACAUUAAAAAUGCUAACUUACUGUAUUCAGUACUAGAGUACCUUUUUGUUAGUUUAUAGUAAAGCAUUUUUUUUUGAGAUUUUACUUUUUGACAAAAUAAAAGUGACCACGUUGGAAAUUAUUGAUUUCUUAAGUAACUUUUCUUUAUUGUUGUUGAUGCUGAUGCUGAUUUGGGAGAAGAGUCUUACAAUGUUCUGAUACUUUAUAUCCCUGUUUUGUUUUCUGUAAAUAUACCCUGUUUGCUAGUUUAAAUUUGUAUUAUUUUAUAUUGUUUAUUACUCAACUAGAAUGUAGUCUAUGGUAUUAUCUUGAGUAAACAAUCCUCCAGCAGAAAAGUACAGGUGAAAAAAUUCCUUAAGAAAUUGAAAUGAAAAUUCACACUGUUAAUGAAAUAAAGAAGGAAGACAUUG
This is a messenger RNA of Myotis daubentonii (Daubenton's bat), 5006 nucleotides long. RefSeq names its product protocadherin beta-14. NCBI's taxonomy places the organism in Eukaryota, Metazoa, Chordata, Mammalia, Chiroptera, Vespertilionidae. Gene Ontology annotation, cellular component: plasma membrane. Gene Ontology annotation, molecular function: calcium ion binding. Gene Ontology annotation, biological process: homophilic cell-cell adhesion. The record is from RefSeq and is a predicted model, not a curated record.